Oncorhynchus mykiss (rainbow trout) is the source of this 4436-nucleotide messenger RNA. RefSeq names its product 14-3-3 protein gamma-2. The record is from RefSeq and is a predicted model, not a curated record. NCBI's taxonomy places the organism in Eukaryota, Metazoa, Chordata, Actinopteri, Salmoniformes, Salmonidae.
CCUUUCUGAGUGAUGACGCAGUCAGGGGAAAGUGUGAGGAACGAGAAAGGGUGUCCCGUCCGCACUAGCACAGACUGCACCGAACAGCUGCAGCCUAGGUUCACAUAGAGUUUCACAGCAUUGCGAGUAGUACACAUAUAAUUUCAUCCCAAAACCUAUAGAAUAACGUUCACACUAACUAAAUAUUAAAAUGGUUGAUCGCGAGCAGCUGGUGCAGAAAGCCAGGCUGGCUGAACAGGCUGAAAGGUAUGAUGAUAUGGCAGCUGCCAUGAAAUCGGUAACAGAGCUGAAUGAGGCGCUAUCUAAUGAGGAGAGGAACCUCCUGUCUGUGGCCUAUAAGAAUGUGGUCGGGGCCCGUCGUUCCUCUUGGAGGGUGAUCUCUAGCAUCGAGCAGAAGACCUCUUCAGAUGGAAAUGAGAAAAAGAUUGAGAUGGUUCGGGCCUACAGAGAGAAGAUUGAGAAGGAGCUAGAGACUGUGUGUCAGGACGUGCUCAACCUGCUGGAUAACUACCUGAUCAAGAACUGCAACGAGACGCAGCACGAGAGCAAGGUGUUUUACCUGAAGAUGAAAGGCGACUACUACCGCUACCUGGCUGAGGUGGCCACGGGCGAGAAGAGGGCCACCGUCAUUGAGUCAUCAGAGAAGGCUUACAACGAGGCCCAUGAGAUCAGCAAAGAGCACAUGCAGCCCACCCACCCCAUCCGCCUCGGCUUGGCUCUCAACUACUCUGUGUUUUACUACGAGAUCCAGAAUGCCCCUGAGCAGGCCUGUCAUCUGGCCAAGACCGCCUUCGAUGACGCUAUUGCUGAGCUGGACACCCUGAACGAGGACUCCUACAAAGACUCCACUCUCAUCAUGCAGCUGCUCCGAGACAACUUAACACUGUGGACAAGUGACCAGCAGGAUGAUGAGGGAGGGGAGGGCAACAAAGAUUAAUAAACCACACUUAGAAAAGAUAUAUAAUGAAGGGCCGGUGGGCUUUGGCAGGCGCUUUUGCUGAUGAUCUUACCGCAGCAGUUCUUUAUUUUUCCAUGUGUUAAAAUAAAAGAAUCAAAAGAAAGGUGAGGGGAGGUUACAUCUUAGGCUAAUAUAUAUAUCGAUAUAUAUGGUUGAAAGGGCCUCCGUCUUCUUGAUUUUAUCUUUGACAUUUGCCAAAACCACUGAAAUGUCAGUCAAUCCUGAAGUGGUUGUUGUUGGAUUGGUUUGGCAGUCUCACACUGGCAUAGGGACUGGUGUCGUACCAAGGGAAGCUGCUUAGUUAGGUUUAUGCAUGAUAGAGAUGCAGACACUUGAGGAAGGGGGGAAGUUUGCAAAUAGUUUGCAAUGGUUCCAGUACUAGCAACUCAGCCACUUUUCAACCUCAUAUUCAUUAUCUCAGCACCAAACCAGUGUCUACUUAUGUGAAAACAUUGCGUUUCUAUGAUCUGUGGUUAAAAAGAUAAGAAGAAAGGUCCUAAAAAAAUGAUUCUGUGACGUCACAGAAUUUCUAGCCAGAGAUGGGUUCUUGCUCCCCACGUCACCGCAAAUCUCAUAGUGUUUGAAAAUCACUUUUUUUGUUGUGAAUUUGAACAUGAAUUAUGCCUCUAUUUUUUUUGUACCUAAUGAUCAAUGAAAACUUGCUCGGUAGGUCUGUCCUCAUUGUGGUUUUACAGGCGUGUUUAAUACGUCUUAAUAACACACUUCAUUUGAAUAUUUAUGACAUGCGUAUCUGGUAGCACUUAUUUGUUUUUCCUUCGCCUCCAACCCCUUUCGAUGUGGGUGGGGCUAGGUCUACAUAAAGGUGCUAGUUUUAAAAAACCUCACAAAAGCUCUGAUGAAGGCCGUGAGGCCGAUACAUAAGCUUAUUAAAGAUCAGUGAUACUAUCAAGAGCAGUGUUUCGUUUUUCAUUCAAAAUCACAGUUUUUAAAAUGUUGACACUUUUGAUGUCAUCAGGUAGAACAUUUUAAUGCUAUUUUUUUAUAUAUUUUUUUAAGUCAACAAAACAUACAUUUUCACAUAUGUAGACAUUGGUUUAGUGCUGGAGAUGAUGAAUAUGAGGUUUGAAAAGUUGCGGAGUUGCCCUUUAAGUUAUAUCACUCACUCUUGAAGGGAGUGCAGGACAGCCAAGAAAAUGCUAAUAGUAUUAAUCUGACCAAAUCAACUAGAAAAAGUCAAAUGCAGAUGUUUGGUUAAAAUGUUUGAUGUUUAUUGUAAAGGAUAAAAUACUGUUAUCAAUUUACUCUUUCACAUGACUUCUAGUUUUAGGUAUAUUUGGCAUUAAAUCUAAUGUGACUGUCCUCUGACAGCUCUAAAUAUGAUACUGGAACCAUGGCUUAACCUCCAAUAGAGUCUAUCUAAAGGCAGAGACAGUUUAAAACUGAGUCAUUAUGUUAAAGCAGCUGCGGAGUUUGUGGUUUACUUCUGUGUUUGUUUUAUUAAAUGCACUUGCCUACUACACUGUUUCUUCAGUGUAAGAUGAUUACUACAAUAAUAUCGAUUAUUCAGUAUUGUGCAUGCUGGUGAAGUAUUUAAACAUACAGUAGCUUGACUUUAUUAACUUAUACUGUGGGUGUUAAGUAUUCAUAUGAUUGAGAAAACAUAGGCUUUGUCUGAUUAUUUCUUAUUUAUAACUUAUUCAUAUUUUUAUUUUUUUUGCUAUAUCAAAAUGUUGAUCGUAAAAAUGGACAUGUUAUGAGCAUUGCUAUAGUGACAUGCAAUAUGUAUUUAAUUUGUUAAUGGAAGGGGAAAAACACACCGGUGAUUGCUUAAUCUUACCAACUGGUGUUUGUCAUGUUAAAUUAUAAUAAUUGCUUUGUCACAUUAAAUUAUAAUAAUGGCUUUGUCAUGUUAAAUUAUAAUAAUGGCUUUGUCACAUUAAAUUAUAAUAAUGGCUUUGUCACAUUAAAUUAUAAUAAUGGCUUUGUAAAACAAAUACUUUGUUCUUUGAACUAUUUGAUGACUUAUUUUGUCAUGUUAUUAACCAGUUUGAACAAUGGUGAAGUUUUCAGAAUCUGUUUCUGUUAUGAAUUCACCACAUGGACCACAAUAUAUUUCUGACAGUAUACAUUUUUUUGGUUUGUUUUUAUACCUUUUAGCUGUUUGAGUGACGAAUAUCUUGAAUGUGAGUCAUUAUGUAGCAGUUGCACAAGAAACGAGAACUAUGAUUCUAAUUUAAAAAAACUAUAUGACAAUUUAUAAAUGCACCAUUUCCAUGGCAGUCUGGUGUAUUGUUGUAAUGUCACUAAGUCAACGUUUGUGUUUUGUUGUAACCUCGUGUGUGCUGCUAGUAUGCUAUUCUUGAAAUAGUUGAUUCAGCAUACUCCAUAGGCAUCCUCCAUAACCAUAUAUGGAAAAAGAGAAUUAUAACAACACAAUAAAAACCCACUUAUGCUUUUAGAUCCACACAAACUUGCAUGACUCCAGUGCAGUGAAUGCACAUUUAUGCUCAUGCAAUAUAAUGCAAAAGCUAGUCAAAUAAUAGCUGGCUAUUAGGACUUCAGGUUGAAGCAGACAGGGAGAGUCAUUUGUCAUACACUGUUAACAUGAUUUACCACCGAGGGUUGAAUGUCCCAACUGAAUGAUUCCCACGAGGACAAAAGAACAGAUCUAAAUGAUCUAGGACUUUAACAGUGUCCCAAAUGCCACCCUCUUCCCUAUAUAGUGCACUACUUUUGACCAGAGCCCUAUGGGGUCUUGGUCAAAAGUAGUGCACUAUAGGGUGCCUAUAGGUGCCUAUAGGGUGCCAUUUGGGACGCCAUUUAUUCUUUAACUCAUUGUACAUCGCACAUCCUCUGAGCUAACCAUGUAUCCGAAUAGAUAUUGCUGAGGAUCUUGUUUUCCAUUUUGCUGCUAUGUUCUAGAUUUUAUUAGAUUUAUAAUCUUGAUCAUAAUUGGCCAAAACUCAGCAAUUUAUUAUCUGGCCAUUAUCUGCCCUGGCAAACCCAAACACCUUGAGGUGUGUCCGAUUUAGAUAUUUAUAUUCAUAAACCUAGGGUGUUACUUUAUGCCAUUCAUCUAGUGCCAUCAACAGAGAGACAGUGUUAUACCUUCCAUUUUUGCCAUGCUAAUCUAAGAACGGUUAACACAUGUCAUUUAGUAAGUACAGUUAACACAUGUAAUUAAACCUGGUACUUCAUUAAUUUACAUAGUCCCUUCUGGUAUACAAGGCCACUUUGGAACCCUGUAUGUUACUUUUCUCUCUGUAUGUCAACGUAGAUGGUGAGAGUUAACAAUUCAGAUUGCUUUUCCUCUGAAAUAAACUUUAAUUUGCUUGGUGUAGAUUUUUGGACACAUCAGAAGGGAUGGUUCAUUCAUUAAGUACAUGUUUUGUUUGUGUUUUUAUUUUAUUUUCAAUUUGUUCAUUCAGAUCCUUGUGUCUGUAAGUUCAGGCAGAACACCACUGUAACAUGUAUGCUCUCUUUUCUCUGAAAUUAAAUUAAACUUCCAUUGAAUCAA